This is a messenger RNA of Bradysia coprophila, 1703 nucleotides long. RefSeq lists its product as uncharacterized. Lineage: Eukaryota; Metazoa; Arthropoda; Insecta; Diptera; Sciaridae. The record is from RefSeq and is a predicted model, not a curated record. Gene Ontology annotation, molecular function: zinc ion binding. Gene Ontology annotation, cellular component: nucleus.
CAAUACAAGGUGACAUUUGUGCCAUUUCUCUGUCAUUUUAAGUUAAUUAACUAACAAGUUGCAUUGAAAAUAAACACGAAAAAGUGACAAAAUUUCCUAAUCUUGUUUGGCUAUGGCUGAACGGAUUCGUCGAAAGGAUUUCGAUCAAAUUUGUCGCCUGUGUCUGGUGUACGCAUCCGAUAAAACAGAUCUAUUUCCUCUGUACAUAAGCGAAGCUAACAUUCCUGGAUUCUACGGUCGCUUCUUAAAAGAGUUCAAAGAAAGUUUACCGGAAGUUAUCACGGCUUGUAUUGGCAUUGAGAUCGAUCCGUCCGAAAAACUGCCCUUAAGGAUAUGCUCCAAUUGCGAAAGGCAGUUGAUCGUGUCCAAUCAGUUCCGACAAACGUGUUUACAAUCCAAUGAAUAUCUCAUUAAAUUACUGAAGACUGACGAGAUCGAUGAUUUUGAUACAGACGACGAUGUACCGCCCAAUUCUUUGGAAUAUCCGGAACUCAUCAUUGUCGAUAAAAUCAAAGAUGAAUUCAAAGAGGAACAGAUGGAAACGGAUUCAUCCUGUGAUUCCGUUUGGGUGGAUAACCUUAGCGAUAAUUUGCAAACUGAAACGAAUGUCCAAGACAAAAUCGACGAUGACGAAAAACCUGUGCUUUUAAGCACCGACAAAGAUGUGAUAAAGAAGUCUGCCACUAAGCGAACGAAAACGAUACCUUUGAUUACACCAUCAACGCCAAUAGUACCUGUUGACUGUAACAAUUCCGAGAAAUCCCAGUCAAACAUAGAUGUGCCGAAGAGUACAGUCAAAUAUCACUACCCCAAGAAGCAGAAAAUGUGCACAGUGUGUGGAAUAAUUGUUGAUCGACUGAGAGACCACAUGCGAACGCAUCCGGAUGCAUUGGAACACAAAUGCACGUUAUGUUCAAAGAAGUAUUUGACCACGAAAGGACUCACCAAGCACAUUAGGCACAAACAUACAGAAGAUAGCUCAAUAGAAAUUAGUAACAACUCCGAUGGCGACGGGGGUUGCAACCGAAAUUUGUGGCAAUCGAAUUUGCGCAAACGAUUUCGGCAAAUGGGCGAAACGUACAUUGCUGUCGACGGUACCGAAAAAACUGGCCGAAGUGUUAAGCCGGCUACAUGUCCCAUUUCGUGCUACCUGAAAUGCCAGUCCAAUGUCGACGAGGCACAACGAAGCGAUAUUCACAGAUCGUUUUGGAAAUUGACGGACAACGAAAAGGAUCUCUUCUAUGCGCAAAAUGUUCGAAGGGUUACAGCUGCCCGCAAACGCACCAAAGCCGAACGUUCGCAACGAUCGUUUUCGUUCACUUACUAUUUCGAUGUUUGCGAAAAUGGUGAGCAUUCGAGGCGAGUGCAGGUGUGUCAGAGGUUUUUCGUCGACACGCUCGACAUAUCGAAGGGGCGCGUUUAUUACUAUUUUCAAAAUAUUCACGAUAUCGUCAAGGGAGGGCCGACCAUUGAACGGCAUUUGAAGAAACGGAAAAGCAAAAGUGUUCCCCAGAUGCGUCGAUAGAAUUAAAGAAUCAUUUGGCAAACUUUCGGUGCUUUCAUUUGGUCUUUCUUGUUUUAGUUGGCUGUUUGUCGAUUCGUCGCUUCUCUUAUUUCAUCUCUGUUCCACUUGCCACCCUCCCAAGGCCUAUCUGAAUUGCGACCAUAUGAAACUUGCCUCUAUUUUACUAACGAAAGUCGGA